Messenger RNA from Acanthoscelides obtectus, 1083 nucleotides. The record is from the annotation of a GenBank genome assembly. NCBI's taxonomy places the organism in Eukaryota, Metazoa, Arthropoda, Insecta, Coleoptera, Chrysomelidae.
AUGGGUUUAAAAACAGUAGAUGAGAUAGAUGCAUAUCUCAGAGAAGUCGAUGAGGUUCAGAAUGAAGCGACUUUGGGGCGAUACAGCAAUGCUCGUGAUAAUCGCGAUAGCGGUGUUGAAGACGACGCGGGAAACGUUGUUAGGAAUAUUGUGGCCAUCAAUGCUCCAUUUUGCGAUGAUGCCAGCUCUCUAUUAAGUAGUGAUUCAGAGUCAGAAAAAGAUGUAGAGGAGCAGAAGUACAGAUCUCUAGUUUUGCGGGCUAGAGUAGGUUCGAUCGAAGCGGACAUAGUUGUCGAUAGCGGUAGUGAGGUUUCCGCGGUGUCCGACAAAUUUUUAGAGAAAAUAAAGCCGCAGGUAAAGGUUCCGAUGUUGCCUGUGUCAACUUUAGCGAUUUCUCCAGCUUUUGGUGCCAAGAAACAGCUCAUCAAAUUACAGAUUCUGUUAUCGAUUCGGCUGUUGGCGGACUGUAAUAUUGAUUUAGAUGUCAAGUGUUUGCUGAGUACGGGGGGUGACUUAAAUGUACACCUAUGUGGUAGGUUAGACAAUGUCGUGGAAGUAGAUAAAAAUGAGAAGUUAACGUUUCAUAGAUACUCUGAAGCAGAAAUUAAAGUGGCAGCCGGCAAGGCUGAAGCGGAUGAAACUUCGCAGAAGAAGCUAGAAAACCUAAUUUUUAAAUAUGGGAAAGUGUUUCCUGAGCAUCCAGGAUGCAUCGAAUCUUAUGUUCAUAAAGUGGAAAUGGAAGACGAUUCUCCAUUUAAUGCACCUACGUACCCGAUACCGUUCAUUCAUCGUAAUGAAGUUGAUAGACAAGUAAGAGAGAUGGAGAGAUGGGGGGUGAUCAAAAAACAAAAAACGAGCUACAUAUCCCCAUUAGUGGUAGUUAAGAAGCGAGAUGGGUCACCGAGAAUUUGCAUAGAUGCCAGACUUCUCAAUUCUAGGAUAAGAAAGGACUUCAUCCCUCCACCAAAUCCCGCAGAGUUACUUCUGAAUUUUAGGAAGGGCGUUGUACUUAGCACAAUCGACCUCACGGCCUCCUAUUGGCAGAUAAGAAUACAUGAGAAGGACAGAAAGAGCGUUCUUUGA